Molecule: messenger RNA, 4068 nt
Organism: Cantharellus anzutake
Lineage: Eukaryota; Fungi; Basidiomycota; Agaricomycetes; Cantharellales; Hydnaceae
Exons: 15
Coding region: 1-4068 (1355 amino acids)
Source: RefSeq, a predicted model, not a curated record
AUGUGGCUUGCACUUCAAGCUCUCACCAUCACCAUCAUUGCAUUGUUAACAUCUGAUCAGGAAGAUCCCUUUUCCAAUCCUCACCUUCAUAAGUCCAGAGCUAUGAGCAGCCUCACCAAUCUGAGGCUCUUCUGGGUGUUGAACAUGCCAACAAAUAUGGUCAUUCCCAAGGCCCUACAACUUCAUGCGAUAGCAUGCUUGCUUGCUUCUGGAGGUUUAUUGGCUUUCCUCAGUGUCCUUGACUUCUUGGUCUUCUCUUCCUUUCUGGAACAUCGGAAUUUUGGCGUUGAGCACAUCAAAACUGCAACACAAAUUUUGUCAUUUGUCUUGCAACUUGUUGUCACAACUCUCCUUGCAUUGCUUUCAUAUGGAAUACCAGCAAUUGCAGUCAAUGCUACAAUGCGGCAACGUCAGGUGCUUCGUGUGCUUCAUGACAAUGUUGAAGCCUGGCGAGGCCUUGGGUCUUCACUUCGUGCUAUUUGGCAUAGUGAAAACCACCCUUUCCCUGUCCGCCUUCAAUUAUUUCGUGUUCUCUUUUUUUACAGUUCUAUCUUUGUGUUCCAAAUAGCCACACCCUCUUUGUUCUCAGUGAAGGUGGUAACUGUGAAACAGAGGGUACCAGUAACUGUCAACUCCAUGCCAGGUAACAUGAUGACUGAUGAUUUCAAUGAUGUGCAAUAUGCUGCAAUUGAUUAUCUAUACAGCCAGAGGAAAUCCAUUGUUGUCAGAGACCUUGUUGGAGUAAAUGAUACAAUCCUUUUUGGUACAAUGGAUCAAAAAUUGGAAGGUGUGGAAUUUGAAGAUCACAAUGCCCUCAACUUGAGUGUAAGGUGUGGAAUCAUUCCUCAUGCUUCUGGUGAUUCUUUUGAUUUCUCCUACUCUCUGGGGCCAAUAGAAAAUUAUCCAGACAGUGGAACUACAUUAUUAUUUGAUGUACAUCUCAAGUUUACCUAUAUUCCUGGUACCCUGCUGCACUAUGUAUCUAGUAAAAGGGCCAUUGCAGGUCUAAUAAAUCAGGGCACUGGAAAUUUUACUCUUGGUGAUGAGAAACCAACUUCAUCCACACCACCCCAAUUCUGGUUUAAUGACACACUUUUAGCUUUAUAUCCCCAAGAUGAUGUUGACCAAAUUGGUGCUUUUGCAAUAGCACUUGUGACCACAAAGGACUAUACCUUAGGUGGUGGAAGGCAAGGUUCCCCUGUGCAGCUCACAAAAGAGGUCCAAGUUUAUACAUCUGUGGCAAUGACCAAUUCAAGCAAGUCCAAUAUCACCUUGGAAUCCAUCAACAUAACAAUCAAUAUAUGGCCAAUUGGAUGUGCAAUGUACACACAGAAUCUAACCACACGUGUGUCAGGUUCUGACAACAAAUUGCUGGAAAUCCUGGGUAAACAUGAAUACAAUUCUGAACCAAAGUUCAUCAAUAUGCCUUUUGAGCGCUGGUCAAACCCAGCAAACUAUGUGGAAAAACAUUUCAGUGGCAUGCUGUACAUGGCCUACAGGAUGAAACUGAACCUUGUGGAUGAAUUUUUUCCCCUUGGUUCUAAUUCAGUGCUGGGAACACAGCCUCUACCACAGGCUGCACUUUUGGACCUCACCUCAACUUCACUAAGCCCCCAGAACCAGUCUUUGAGCCUCUCAGGAUUAGAGACCCAACUCAGCUUGUAUUCUGCCUUCAUAUAUGGCUUUACCAUUAUGAAUUGUCGAAGGGCACUACUUCAUGAUCCUACCAUAAUGCAUGCAGUUUGGUCACCCAUUUACUUCAAUACAACUGGAACACACCAGUCUGACCAAGCCAUUGCCCAAGUUGCCUAUUUCCCACUAAUCAUUGUGACUGCACUCUGUGGGUGCAUCAUGUUCAUCUCUUUCUUCAUCAUCUGGGAUGGAUUCAUCAUGAUGGGGGCUGUGGUUGAGGAUACACAAUGGCAGCAGGUGGUUCAUGAUGGCAGCCUUCUCGAUAUGAUAUCUUUACUGGGUGGGUCUCAGUCCAGUGCCAGUGCUGUGUCACACUGCUCCUCCCAGCACAAGGGUCUCUUGGACUAUGACUAUAUAAACAAUGCUGUUGUUAAGUAUUCAGAAGGAGGUCUCAUCCUCCAAUCUCAAUCCAUGUUUCCAUCAUUAGGAUCCAAAGCUACCAAUAAUCUGUUUGAUCGAGUUUGGACUCAACCAAACUUGUCCAGGUCAGGGGUACCUUCAUGUGCUGAGCAUCUUCACUCCAUUCAUGCAAGAAGUUUGUGGAGAUUAGGCAUAGGAGGGAUACUGGUGCUAAUUGCUUUCCAUGGCUGCCUUGUGGUUUUGUCUGAGGCUCAUGUUUUGGACCAUUUGUACUUCGAUAUCAGGCACUUAGGGCUGAUGAACCAAAUUCUACUGACAUUCAAAGAGGGAUUUGUGGUUAUGGUGUCUGCAUUAGUCAUUCUGUCUGUCUCAUCACUUGCCUGUGAUGUCUCACUAAGGCAAAGAGCAUUGCAUUACACUCUCAAGGCCUGGCGUCAAGGGCCCUGCUCCCUGGUGCUGGCUCCAACAUUGGUUCUGAAUCAGCUCAAUACAACAUGUGUCUUUGGAUUUUUCCUUGGAAUCAUGGUUACACAUGUUGCCACGCCAACUAUUGUGACAACAGAAGCAUUCAAUGCUUCAAUCCCAACACAUUUCAUGGUUGACAGAAUCCCAGGUGUCUGGGGUAAUCUAUCAGUCUCUUUGCAGUUCACCAAUCACAUAGUGGAGUUUCUUGCAGCUGCUCCAUACCUACUAGGUGACACCACAUUUGGUACUGAUAAUAUUCUUGGCUGGAAUCAAACUACACUCAAUGCACCAGAGGAUAAAGGGGGAACCUUCCAUGAUCCAUUUGCAACAAAGUACAAUGUGUCAUGCAAUGUGAUUCCUCAAUCAAAAGAGAAUCCAUACACUGGCAACAUUCAUAUGGAUAAUCAUUCUGGCGAAUACUUCCUGUACAUGAAUUUGACUACUUGUGUUAACCCAUACCCUGGUUUAAGCACUGAAUAUACUUGGCAGUUGCCAGGCCUUAGUCUUGGACAAUCAACAAUUCCAAAAGAGAACAAGUCAUCCACCCCAGGUGUGACUGUUCCAAAUACAAUUGCCUUACUCCAAUCUCAAUCUUCCCAUACUGGAGUGCUGCCCAUGAUUCAUAUCUCAGGAACUCCACAUGCCCUUGUAGAGGGCAGAGCACCACUACAGGGUCCAUAUAGUCUAACCAUCCAGACACAAAUGUGGACAUAUGUCCAGAAUCAUAGCACCUACAAACUGGACAGCUAUAUCCACAAAACAAGGAGACUGGAACCAGUGAAUGUCACUGUGUAUCUUUGGCCUAUCGCGUGUACACUCCACAUACUCAAUGGUAGAGCUGUAGUGACUUCAAACAAGUUGGAGUCAUUCAUCCCAGAGGUGGUGGAAAUAUUUGAACCACCACCAGGCUAUGUGCGAUCAGGAAAACCAACCCACAUCAUCGAAAUGAAUUGGGACAGUCUAAUAUACCUAUUAUACAUAAAUGACCUAUAUUCAGGUUUCGGCUUGGAGGAUCCAAUAUAUGAUGGAACAUUUGCCACCCAAGGUGGAAUGUCUGGACUGGGUGAACAACUUGGUCUGUUCACUGCAAGAUAUGUAGCAUUGCUUGACCAAUAUUGGCGAACAAAGUAUGAAAGCCAGGGUCCAAUUGAUGGUCUUUCUUGGCAACCUCUCCAAGCCAGAGUUUAUGGUUCAAGACAAGUGCUAUCUGCACGUUUCACUAUUCAUACAAUUCCGCUUUGCUUUGGCUGUCUUUCUGCACUCCUUAUUGGUGUGUCAUCUGCUGUCACAUUGUGGAACACUUUCAACAACAAAGAUGUUAUGACCAAAGAAGCUGGGAUACUCCAGUGCAUUCAGAUGCUCCAAUUGUCUUCUCUGACCCAUCUGCUCAACAAGUGUCAAUCAUUGCCAGAAUCAAGUGUGGAUGGACACAGAGUCAGCAGGGACAUCCUAUCACUAGAUGUUCAAUGUAAUGGUUUGACACUGGAUGUUGUUCAUGAAGGGAAUGAUGCUAUUUUAGAUCCACUCAAUGAUCUUCCAGAACACCUGUGA